This is a messenger RNA of Hyla sarda, 2421 nucleotides long. RefSeq lists its product as uncharacterized. Gene Ontology annotation, biological process: immune response-activating cell surface receptor signaling pathway; positive regulation of natural killer cell mediated cytotoxicity. The record is from RefSeq and is a predicted model, not a curated record. The transcript has 7 exons. NCBI's taxonomy places the organism in Eukaryota, Metazoa, Chordata, Amphibia, Anura, Hylidae. The coding region runs from base 264 to 986 and encodes 240 amino acids.
CACCAGGGAGCUGCACCAGGGAGCCGUAUCUCAUCGCCGCCCGCCCAAACUGCAGGAGAGAGAUAAGCCACGCCCCCUCAUCUCCCCCUCCUGGAGGACGCAGCUCUCCAGUUCUUGACUUGGACUGCUGACUAUGCCUGACCCCUGGGUUCACCGGCCCAUGCCACCUGGUCUGCUGGACCAUCCACUAACCAACCAGGACCCCACUUAAGAAGUGACAGCAGAAAUUGAGCGAUCAGGGAUUAAUCAGCUAUCCUGUGGAUAUGGCCUUAGGAAAGAUGAACAUUACACAAGAGCCAACCUUAAAUACAACUGAGGGGAACAUCUCCAGAAUAAGCUGCCAUUGGAAUAGUGAAGAUGAUGAACAGGUCAGAGUUCAAUGGAGAAAGUAUAUUUCAAGCACUGAGGAUGAGAACGGGGCCGCAUUAUGUUCUGUGAGGACUGAGCAAAGUAACUAUUCAGAAGUGAGAAAUAAUAAAAUAACUUGUAAUGUGGCCAAUAAUACAGCACAGCUGACCAUAGAGGGGGUCAAAGAGGAUGAUGGGGGGCUGUAUGUCUGUGAGGUUAUCAUCGAAAUACCAAGACUGAAUAAAGCAAAAGGGAGCGGCACACGGUUAAAUGUCCAGCAGAAGAAUGAAGGUCCGCCACUGAAAUCCAAGGCUCCAUAUUCUGCCAUUGUUGUAAUAUUUCCCAUAUUAAUGGCUCUGACAGCGUACUUCCUGUGCAAAAGAAAGAAAAAGAAAUUUAAGAAAAUCCCACAAAAGAGAAGGCAACAACAUGUGGAGCUUCACCAAAUUCAUCAAGACGCAGCUAAAGCCGAAGAAGACAGUAACUCUUCAGACUCGGUCACAUGGGCACUGUCAACACUUUAUGAGUCAUUUGAUUAUUUUGCAAUAAGGAAACCGGGUGAUAACACUGCCGCUAUUUCUACAAGCAACUUGGCCAGGCCUGAAACAGUGGAGGAGUCUUCUCUUACUGCUAUGUGAUACUUCAUUAUAUUUGCACACUCACUGGAGAGUAAUCAUUGGGUGCAGCGGUGUAUAAUAAUGAAAUAGGUCAAGUAGUCGCUUGGGGCUGUAAAGGGCCCAGAUCCUGUCCACUCAAUUAUGCAGAUAGGACCAACAAAAGCAUAUUGAUGGACCAUGAUCAGUGAGGGACAGGGGUAAGGACAGUAUAACGCCACUGGCUUUGAAGAGCUCAGCAUACAGUAAUCUACCAGACAGAACCUGUCAACAAAAGUAGGCCCCUUUAACUAUACAACUACACAGGUGGCCCAUGUGGUAAAGCCCAUGUUUGGAGUAAUUUAUCAGCCCCAUACCCUCCAGUAGGAUCACAUGGUUACUACUCACUGGACAUUUUUGUUAGCAAGUUGAAUUCCCUUGGACAAUUCUCCUUAUAAUGGGCAAUUUUGAGGACAUGCCUUGCAAUAAAACCAAAUGACUAAUGUAUUAAGAAUGUAAAUAUAAAAAUAUUGAAGAAUUCUUGAAAAGUCAGGAUUACAUGUAUUUGAGGUAAAUCUUCCAAUCUUACCCACCUUUACCCCAGGAGUCCAAAAAACUCAAAUCAAUAACAAUAUUUGCAAGAUUUUUUCAUUGAAAAGUUUAGGGUAGCCAUACACAUUAGGGUGUCCAUUAGAUGUGUGUCAGCUAAACGAAGCUAAACAAUCUAAUACGCAUAUGUGGACUUCCUUUCCCUUACUUCUUUUGCCAAUCAAUGCACAUACUUUUUCUCUGCUAUACCAUGACUUAGUGCUGGAAAAUUUUCACUAGAAUGAACAGGCUAGCACUAUGCUAAGCUGAUGAUACAGAAAUUAUACUAAUAAAGAUGGCAUAUAGGGAUGUGACGUCACGAGGGGCGGAGGCAUGACAUCACGAUACUCGGGCCCCUGUAUCGCCUAUCAUUAGGCACGGAGCGAAGUUCGCUCCAUGCAACAGAUGACAGGGGGUGCUGCAGGAGAGAUCACGGGGGUUCCCAGUGGCUGGACCCCCCCAAGAUCAGACAUUUUAUCCCCUAUCCUUUGGAUAGUGGAUAAGAUGUCUGGAGUGGAGUAGAAAUGAACACAAACAGGUUAGAGCAGAAAUGAAAACAAACAGGUUAGAAGGAGGUUUACACUGCAUUACUAGGGACAUACACCAGAAGGUACACAGGUAUUUACACAAAGGAUAGCUUCCUUUUAUUGGUGGUGAAAGAUGAAAGGGAAGCCUUGAUUUACCUUUGAGGAACAGUGUGGAUCCUCCUCAGCAGGCAGACUAGCUCCGCUUGCAGGCAGGCAGGCACACAUGCCAGUGAAUAAACUAUUGUUACUUAUAACUUCCCUUCAUUUGGGAAAGUAAGUCUACUGCGAUGUACAGUAUAAACAGUAUUCAAUUAACAACUUUAUAUGUACCGUAUUUAUCGGGGUAUACCACGCACCGGCCUAUA